Messenger RNA from Cebus imitator (Panamanian white-faced capuchin), 1583 nucleotides. Its product is annotated as zinc finger protein 92-like. Bases 144 to 866 code for a protein of 240 amino acids. Gene Ontology annotation, molecular function: RNA polymerase II cis-regulatory region sequence-specific DNA binding; DNA-binding transcription activator activity, RNA polymerase II-specific. Gene Ontology annotation, cellular component: nucleus. The transcript has 2 exons. The record is from RefSeq and is a predicted model, not a curated record. NCBI's taxonomy places the organism in Eukaryota, Metazoa, Chordata, Mammalia, Primates, Cebidae. Gene Ontology annotation, biological process: regulation of transcription by RNA polymerase II.
GUUUGACAACUGCACAGAGCAAAGUAUUUCAAUGUGAUAAAUAUGCCAAAGUCUUCCAUAAAUUUUCAAGUUCAAACAGACAUAAGAUAGGGCAUACUGGAAAGAAACUUUUGAAAUGUAAAGAAUAUGACAGAUCAUUUUGCAUGCUUUCACACCUAUCUCAACAUAAAAGAAUUUAUAUUAGAGAGAAUUUCUUCAAAUGUGAAGAAUGUGGCAAAACCUUUAAUUGUUCAACGCUUACUUAUCAUAAGAGAAUUCAUACUGGAAAGAAAGCCUACAAACGUGAAGAAUGUGGCAAAGCCUUCAACUGGUCCUCAAGACUUACUGAACAUAAGAGAAUUUAUGCUGGAGAGAAACCGUACAAAUGUGAAGAAUGUGGCAAAGCUCUUAAUCGAUUUGGAAUUUUUACUAAACAGAAACUAAUUCAUGCUGGAGAGAAACCCUACAAAUGUGAAGAAUGUGGCAAAGCUUUCUCCUGGGCCUCAAGCCUUAGUGAACAUAAGAGAAAUCAUACUGGAGAGUACCGCUACAGAUGUGAAGAAUGUGGCAAAGCCUUUAAAGAGUCCUCACUUCUUACUAGACAUAAGGUAAUUCACACUGAAGAGAGACCCUACAAAUGUGAAGAAUGUGGCAAAACUUUUAACCGGUCCUCAACCCUUACUAUGCAUAAGAGAAUUCCUACUGGAGAGAAAUCCUACAAAUGUGAAGAAUGUGGCAAAGCUUUUAAUCAAUUCUCAAUUUUUACUAAAUGUAAGAUAAUUCAUGCUGGAGAGAAACCCUACAAAUGUGAAAAAUGUGGCAAAGCCUUCACCUGGCCCUCAAGCCUUAGUGAACAUAAGAGAAAUCAUAAACCCCUCCAAAUGUAAAGAAUGUGGCAAAGUCUUUAAAAAGUCCUCACUUCUUACUAGACAUAAGGUAAUUCAUACUGAAGAGGAACCCUACAAAUGUAAAGAAUGUGGCAAAGCCUUUAACUGGUCAUCAACCCUUACUCAUCAUAAAAGAAUUCAUAUUGGAGGGAAAACCCUAGAAAUGUGAAGAAGGUGGCAAACAUUUUAACUGUUCCUCAAUUCUUACUAAACAUAAGGUAAUUCAUGCUGGAGGGAAUCCUUAAAGUGUGUGGAAUGUGUCAAAGCCUUUAAGUAGUCCUUGAGGUUUGCUACAUAUAAGACAACUCGUACUGGAAAGAAACCCUACACAUGUGAAGAAUGUCGGAAAGCCUCCAACAGAUCCUCAAUUCUUAACAGACAUAAGAUGAUUUAUACUAGAGAAACUCUACAAACCUGAAAGAUGUGACAAUGCUUUUGGCAACACCUCAAACUUUUCUAAGUAUAAAAGAAAUCAUAUUGAUGAGAAAUCCUAGAAAUGUGAAGAAUGUGAUAAAGCUUUUAAAUGGCUGUCACACUUGAUUGACUGGAGAAAACUACUAGUGUGAACAAUGUGGCAAAAUAUUUAACCAAUGCUUACACCUUAUUGCACAGGAAAGCAUUUAUACUUGAGAACAAAGGUUCAAAUAUAAAGAAAGUGUAGGCUGUGCAUGGUGGUGGCUCAUGCCUGAAAUCUGAGCACUUUGGGAGGCUGAAAUG